AUGUAUCAGCAGAAACCUCUUUCAAAAGUCUACAAAAUGGUUGUCUUUGGAAGUAUUUUACCAUCAAUUGUCACUAUUUCGGGUAAUAUCACAUCUGUUAUACGUAUCAUUCAAUUACGUCGAUUAACUACAGUUCAUUUAUCAACGCGUACUAACGAUGAUUCACGACGUGUUCUUGUGAUUAUCACAAUUGAAUGUGCAUUAGCUAUUCUUAGUUCUUGGUUUAUUGAUAUUCUAUUAAGUCUCAUCUAUUGUAAAGGUAGUCUACUUAAUAGUGAUGAUUGUCCCAUGUAUUUACGAAAAAAUUAUGAUAUAUUAAUAACUCUAGAUUUUUUAAAUUCAAUAUCAAACAUUUUUUUACAUUGUAUAUGUGGUAAACGAUUCCGUCGUGAACUUAGACGAAUGAUCGGCGCAUGGUGUCAACAUUUAACAAAAUAUCUUUUUUGUUGCUAUUGCAAAGUACGUUCAUACAAAUCUUGGGAAAGGUCACAACAGCCACCAUUACCACCUAUAGGAAGUAGUAAUGAACUUUCAAAUAAACAAAUUUAUAUAACAAUAAAAUCGUCACCCGAACCAUCAAAGAAAUUAUCAAAAUAUAGUUAUCAUCUAUCAACGACAAGGCAAUGUUUACUUAAUAAGACAGAUUGUUCACCGGCCUCUAUGACUUCACAACCAGAGCAUAAUCGACUAAAAACUGCUCG
Molecule: messenger RNA, 701 nt
Organism: Didymodactylos carnosus
Lineage: Eukaryota; Metazoa; Rotifera; Eurotatoria; Philodinida; Philodinidae
Source: the annotation of a GenBank genome assembly